CCGGUGAGUUAGAGGUCACAAUCUAAACACCGGUGAAUUUUAGUUGUUCGACCCCGACUCCGACUGUGACUUCGUGUUCGUGUUCACGCCUGAUCUGUUUAUAGCUGUAUUCAAUUGUUUUCACUUAAAAUUCAACCGAAUAUGGCCAACGACGGCAUCCUUUCCGAAUCUGCAGCAGACAUCGAGGCCCUGCGUAGGUUGUCAACUAUGGGGAACUCGGAGCAUGUCAAGAAAAAUAUAUCAGAUGUUCGGCUCGAUUUUGAGAAGAAUUUCGACGACACGGCAUGGCAGGUAUGGUUGGAAAAUUAUUGGUGGCUGUCAAUAGUUGCAUCUGUGAUGUAUAUCUUCACUAUAUUCUCCAUUCAACGUUUCAUGAAACAUAGACAUCGUUUGGAACUCAGAGGCCUACUUAUAGUAUGGAACGUCGCCUUAGCUGCGUUCAGUAUCUUCGGUGCUUGUCGAUCUCUGAAAGCCAUGUACAUUACGUUAACCAGCCGUGGACUUCACGAAUCGAUAUGUACCCCGGGCGAUAUAUAUUCGAACAACGAGAUAACCGGUGUAUGGGCUAUGUACUUCGAAAUUUCUAAAGUUGUAGAAUUUGGAGAUACCCUUUUCAUCGUACUUCGAAAGGGCAAUUUGAUAUUUCUACACUGGUACCACCAUGUGACCGUGCUGAUUUACGUAUGUUACUCCGCCACCGACCGCACUUCGACCGGAUACUGGUUCAUGUUGCUCAACUUUAUGGUUCACUCGGUCAUGUAUUCCUAUUACGCGUUCCGUGCUGCGAGGAUUCGCCUCCCUAAAAUCAUUCCCAUGAGCAUCACCGCUAUGCAACUAUUGCAAAUGAUCGGAGGCUGUGCCGUGCAGCACCACGUCAACUACUCUCUAAACCAUGGAUACGAUUGCCAAGUAACUUCACGAAACAACUUUUUGGGAAGCUUAAUGUAUGGGUCUUACCUGCUGUUGUUCGCACAGUUCUUUUACAAGGCUUACUUAACAACCGCUCCCAAACCACUCUCGACCAAACGACAACUUAAAGAAGAAUAAAACAGAAACUACAUUGUUUAGCUACUUGGACAUUGGGCAUUCGUAAUAUUUAUUAUUCGGGUUGCGUAACUGUGGGUCGCCUGCAUGGUUUCACCAAGAGCAGUACUCGUUUAUAACUUUACGCUAAUAUACAGUGAAAGGCAGAAAACUGUACUUUAUUUUAAAAACAUAUUUAUAACAAUUCGUAAAAAUAUAUCAUCAGCGAAAAUAACAAAAUGAAGGGCUUGUUGAUUGGAUGAUGUAGAACUUACUCAUUAAUAUUAAUUAGAACUUGUGAUGACAACAUUACCAUAUUUUUUCUGGUCAAUUUGGAUUCCAUCAGUUAUUUUGAUUUAUAGAAACUUGUAUUUGUAAAAUAUUUAUAACAUCCCCAGCUUUAUGCCUUUCACUGUAUAUGUCUUGUUUAAGUCUAGAAAUGUAUGUAUCGUUGUGCAGUGAUUGCACAUUAUAUGUCUAGUCAAUUUACUUGAAUUAGUUUUAUGGACAUUUAUAAAACAUUUGUCAUGAAGGAUCCUCACUCUUCUUUCAAAUCUAAAAAGAUGCUUUUAUUGGCGCUAGGAACUGUUUGGUAGCACCCAUUACCUAUGAGUCUUUGCAGGGUUUCAUUAGUCAUUGCCUUAUUUAUUGCAAUGAACGCAAUUUGUUUAAAAUGCUUGAACUUACAGUGAUUCUUUUACUGA
Saccoglossus kowalevskii is the source of this 1727-nucleotide messenger RNA. Its product is annotated as very long chain fatty acid elongase 6 pseudogene. NCBI's taxonomy places the organism in Eukaryota, Metazoa, Hemichordata, Enteropneusta, Harrimaniidae. The record is from RefSeq and is a predicted model, not a curated record.